AUGAAAAAAGUAAAAGUCGAUUUAAAAUCAUUUGAAGUUGGAGAGUGUUCAAUACUUCUAAGUCUUCUUGGAGAAGAAGAAAAUAAAAAUACUUUUGUUUCUAAUAAUCCCCCAGAACAAAAUAAUGAGAAAAAGUAUUCAGCUAGUGAUAAACGAAAAGAUAUAGCAGAUAUUAAUCGAAGGUAUACCUUUAGAUUAAAAGCAUUAAACGUUGCACUAAACACUACAUUUAGAGAAUGGAAAGACUUGGAGAGCAGAGGAUUUGACACGAAAGAAGUUCAGUCUAGAUGGUCUGUUCUCAAUGAAGAAUACAGAAUAAGUAAAAGAAGGGCAUCCUUGGAGAUUUAUGAAUUAGUCCAACCAUUGUAUAGAAAAGCAUAUGGAAACGAUGGUGUUCACGACCUUCAUGGUCAAGGAAUUAAAAGUGGAAGUUUAGUUUUUAUUGUUUCUACUAUUCUUGACAAUGAAAAGAAUUACAUAGAAGCAAAGAACAAAAACAUAGUUUUUGAUAUUGGAGAUGAAAAUGAUGGUGAAUGGCAUAUCCAAGCUGUUUGUGCUAUCACAGUGUGGUUAAAAGAAAGAAAUUAUAAUUUUUGGAUGGAUGAGACAAAGAGAUUUGUGUUUGUCAAGAUUAAUUAA
Messenger RNA from Entamoeba dispar SAW760, 639 nucleotides. RefSeq lists its product as uncharacterized. Bases 1 to 639 code for a protein of 212 amino acids. Lineage: Eukaryota; Evosea; Mastigamoebida; Endamoebidae. The transcript has a single exon. The record is from RefSeq and is a predicted model, not a curated record.